GUGUCCUUUCUUUUAUAUUAUUUUUAGCUUAUACAAAUCUUUUCUCAUUUUAAAGUUCAGUGCAUCUUUUCGUAUGACAUGAAGCUAGGAAAGUGACCCGGAGAAAAAUAGAAGACUCUCACAGAUUUCACAUGGCUUGACAGUUUUUUUUUUUUGAAGUACAAGAGAGACUUGAAUGAGCAAAGGGAGACUUGGAUCAUCGUAUGAACAAGAAAACAAGAGAGACUUGAAUAAGCAAAGGGAGACUUGGAUCAUCGUAUGAACGAGAAAACAAGAGAGACUUGGGUAAUACUAUGAACCACAAGACGAGAGACUAGGGUUAUCCUAUGAACAAGAAGACAGACUUAGAUAAGCAAAGAGCUCUAUAUAUUUCUCCUCGAGUUGUUUGUAACUUCAGUCCGACACAAGCUUGGAAUACAGAUGAAGAUGAAGACGAAGAUGGGUUAUCUCCUCCUGAUAUUUCUCUGUGGAAUACCUGCAUGUAUCUCACAUUCUUCUCCUUCUUAUUACUCUGAUCAAGAAGCUCUUCAGGCUUUCAAACGCUCUCUUUCCCAUGAUUCCCAAAAUACUUUGUUCAAUUGGUCUCCUAAUCACAGCCUUUGCAAUUGGACUGGCAUUGCCUGUUCUGCUCGUCAUCAGCGUGUAGUUUCUUUGAAUCUCACAGGUAUGUCUUUAACUGGCCCUAUCUCUCCUUUUCUUGGGAAUCUCUCUUUUCUUAGAGUGCUUGUUCUCUGGGAUAACAACUUCUAUGGCCAAAUUCCACCUCAACUUGGAAGGCUUUUUCGCUUGAGACAGCUUAGGAUGACUAGAAAUAAAUUGGAAGGUCCAAUUCCCUCCACCAUAGGAGAGUGUCGUUCUUUGCAAUAUCUCAUUCUAGCUUAUAACAAUCUGACUGGCAGCAUUCCCUCUCAGCUUGGCCUUCUUUCAAGAAUAGAAAUUAUGGGAUUUGGAGGAAACCUAUUGACGGGAACCAUCCCACCAUUCCUAGGAAACCUGUCUUCCUUAACUGUGUUGCAUCUGGGAGAAACUAAACUCCAUGGUAGUAUUCCUGUCGAAUUAGGAAUGCUUACUCAACUAAAGGAGCUUUAUCUCAACAAAAACUACCUCACAGGAUCAAUUCCCAUUGCCCUUUUUCACUGUUCUCUUAUCGAACAUUUGUCAUUGGCUACCAACCAAUUAAGUGGCACAAUACCAACUCUCAUAGGAAACUUGUCCGCUUUGAGUUUUUUGGAUUUGGGAGAAAAUAGCCUCCAUGGUGUUAUUCCUCUUAAUUUGGGAAUGCUUUCUCAACUUGUAAUCCUUUCUCUUGACAGCAACUACUUAACAGGACCAAUUCUACCUGCCCUGACCAACAACACACAUCUCCAAAGUUUGUCAAUGACUAGCAACAAAUUGAGUGGACAAAUUCCUAGGAAUUUUGGCAAACUAUCAGAGUUGCAAUAUCUAUAUUUGGAUGAUACCCAUCUCUCUGGAGAAAUCCCAAGUUCCCUCUUUAAUUGUACUUGGCUUCGUGUGCUUUCUUUAGCAAAUAACACCCUGAAUGGCACAGUGCCCUUGGAGAUUGGUGAAUUCUUCUACCUUGAACGGCUUAGUUUAUGGGGAAAUCAUCUUGUGAGCAGGGAUUUGUCCAUUUUAACUGUCUUGACCAAUUGCUCGUAUUUAGAAUGGAUAAAUUUUUCUGAUAACUACCUCACUGGCAUCUUGCCCUCUUCCAUUGGCCGGCUAUCAAAUAUAUUAUACUUAUUGGUAUUGGAUACUAAUAAAAUUGAGGGAAGCAUACCAAGUGAGAUUGGUAACCUCACAAAGUUGGGAAUAUUAGAUGUAUCUAACAAUCACCUCAAUGGGACCAUUCCAUCUACACUCGGUCAACUCUCAAAUGUUGAGAGACUGUCCCUGCAUAAAAACAAUUUAUAUGGAAGAAUUCCACAAAGUUUGGGUGGAAUAACAAGGCUUUUUUUGUUACAACUGAAUGAAAACAUGCUUUCAGGGACAAUUCCAGACAGUCUUGGGAAUCUUCCACAACUAAGAAGACUUUAUUUAGAUCACAAUCAACUGUCAGGCAAAAUACCUGCCAGUUUAGGGAAAUGCAACACAUUGGAAAGAGUGGACUUAUCUUACAACAGGUUAAGAGGAAACAUGCCUCCAGAAUUAUCAGGUCUUCAAAAUCUUCAAUUUUUUUUCAAUAUUUCCAACAAUUUGUUAAAUGGUUCCCUUUUAGAAAUGAGCAAAUGGGUAAUGGUUCAAGCAAUAGAUGUGUCUCUCAAUCACUUCUCAAGUGAAAUUCCAGAAGCCUUGUCAAGCUGCAUAGCGUUGCAGUAUUUAAAUCUUUCAUGCAAUUCAUUCAAUGGUUCAAUACCAGCAUCACUCACAAAUCUGAAAAAUCUUCAGGAUAUUGAUCUUUCUAGAAAUAACUUAUCGGGUGCAAUCCCAUUUGCUUUCACAAAGAUGAAAAUGCUGCAGCAUAUCAAUGUCUCUUCAAACAGGCUAACAGGAGAGGUUCCAAAGGGAGGAGUUUUUUCAACACUUAAUGAGUCAGCAGUUUUGGAAAAUCUUGGUCUUUGUGGCACAUGGAUUAAUUUGCCUCCAUGCUCUCCUUCCAAACAUGGACAGCAUUCAAUCUCCAAAAGGGUAAUGGUACCCACUGUGAUUGGCAUUGCAAUCUUUAUCAUGUCUUUUUUAUUAUUCCUAUACUCCUAUAGGAGGCAUACUAGUCAGAAUACCCCCGCUAUCCAUGUAGGACCCCAGAGAACUUCAUAUGAAGAACUUGUAGAUGCAACUGGUGGAUUCAGCCAUACUAAUCUGUUGGGAGUUGGCAGUUUUGGGUCUGUUUACAGAGGGAUUCUCAACAAUGGUACAAACAUUGCUGUUAAAUUUCUCAAUUUGAGAGAUGAAAGUGUUCUUCAGAGUUUUAGUAGAGAAUGUGAUAUUUUAAAGAGAGUCAGACAUCGCAAUGUGAUUAAAAUUAUUUCAGUUUGUUCGAACCUUGAUUUUAAAGCUUUAGUUCUUCCUUUUAUGUCAAAUGGAAGUUUAGAGAGAUGGCUACAUCCAGAGGAAGCAGAUGAAAGCAGAUUAAGUUUGAGUGAUCGAUUAAGAAUAGCAGUGGACAUGGCACAAGGAAUGACAUAUUUGCAUCAUCAUUGUUUGGUGCAAGUGAUUCAUUGUGACCUGAAACCCAGUAAUGUGUUGUUAGGGGAUGAUAUGACUGCAUUUGUAGCAGACUUUGGUAUUGCAAAAUUACUAUUUGGAAAUUCAAUGGAUUCAUUGAGUUUUACAAAUUCACUCAAGGGAUCUAUUGGGUACAUUGCACCAGAGUAUGGAGCGGGAGGAAAUCUUUCUACAAAAGGAGAUGUCUAAAGUUAUGGAAUUCUUCUUUUGGAAAUGUUUACAGGGAGGAGACCAACAGAUGAUAUGUUUGUGGAAGGAAACAAUCUACAAAAAUGGGUAGGUAUGGAUUUUCCAAAUAAAAUCACAGAAGUGAUGGAUAAUAAGUUGCUUGAGGAUGCCAAUGAAACUGAUACAUCAAUGGUAUUGGCAUGCCUUACUCAACUUUUGCAAGUGGGAAUGGUUUGCACAAUGGAACUGCCACAACAACGUCCACAUAUGAUAGAAAUAAUUGAAAGAUUAGAAAAAAUAACCUCUGCAUUUCUUGGUACUCCUAGAACCUUUCAAUUGCCCAUAAAUAUCUCACCCUUGAUUGAGAAUACAAGCAUGAUAAAACAAAUGAACAAUGAGAGUUACUCUUCAUCUACAUCUUAACUUCUUCCCUCACCUUAUAUCAAAAGCUAGUUAUUGUUUUUUCUUCUAAUGUUGUAAGAAAGUGGUAAUAUAUUUCCAUGUAUUGUAAGGGUUUAUUAUACAGCCAGGUUGAUAAGUACUCCAUUUAUAAUGUUGGGUUUAACUAGAGAGAUUUAUAUGUACUGUGCAAUCUAAUCAAAGAGUAAGAAUUCCAGUUUCAGAUUCAAAAUCAGUUAAGUUAUGAAAUGAUUUGUAUCUUCCUUUCAGUCA
Molecule: messenger RNA, 4005 nt
Organism: Cryptomeria japonica (Japanese cedar)
Lineage: Eukaryota; Viridiplantae; Streptophyta; Pinopsida; Cupressales; Cupressaceae
Product: LRR receptor-like serine/threonine-protein kinase FLS2
Exons: 2
Coding region: 421-3354 (977 amino acids)
Biological process (GO): hormone-mediated signaling pathway; protein phosphorylation
Cellular component (GO): plasma membrane
Molecular function (GO): ATP binding; protein binding; protein kinase activity
Source: RefSeq, a predicted model, not a curated record